GGAGGCGGAGAUGCACCUGGGUACGGUAGCUGUUCAAGCGAAAGGGCGGAGGAAAGGAAAGGGGUCCACCGAGUGGACUGAAAAUGACAGUGUGACUUAGCAUCCGUUCCUCUUUCAGUUUCGUAAUGCAUGACUUUACUGAAAACUAGUCUACGUUGACGUGUGGCCAGAAACGAAUGGCUGAAAAGAUACAUUGGGGUUUGUUGGCCAUGAUACAUGUCAUCUGCUGCUAGGUCACCCUCUGCCUUUGGCCGACGUCCAAACCCAUCAGGUGGCGCUGUGUUUACCCUGAUUGCUGAACACUGUACACCUUCAGGGGGUCACACAUUAAAGGGCCGGUGGGGUUGUUGGAGGUCGUGCAUUGCGAUGCAGCAGGGGUGAAGGGGCUUGGCUGCGGGGGACGGACACACACACGGACGAGGAGGGGAUAGGGGCCGGUCAGUGUGGAGAUGAAGCUCAAACAGCGCAUGGUGGUGCUGUGUGCUGUGCUGCUCCUGCUGGGCCUGGCCAAGAUCUUCCUGCUGGAUGGUGGUGAAGGAUCUGCAGCCAGCCGGCGGGAUGUCCGAGCAUUUCGUAAGAUGGAAGCCAGCCUCUCUCUUCCUCGUGGUGCUCGCCUCACCCACACCCUUCAGUCUCCAUGGGAGAUUGCCAGCCAGUGGGUGGGGCCCAGGGAGGUGUACCCGGAGGAGACCCCCGAGCUGGCUGCUGUGCUCACCGCCAUGAGCACGGCGAGAAUAGAGCGUGCAGACGUGGGCUAUAAGGGCACGCAGCUGAAAGCCUUGUUGGUCCUGGAUGGAGGACAGAAAGUAGUCUUCAAACCCAAAAGGUACAACCGAGACCACAUAGUGGAAGGUGAACCAUAUGCAGGUUAUGAUCGACACAACGCGGAAGUGGUCGCUUUUCACCUGGACAGGAUCCUGGGAUUCAGGAGAGCGCCUCUGGUUGUAGGGCGACACGUCAACCUGCGAACAGAGAUCAAACCUGUGGCCACUGACCAGCUGCUAAGCACGUUUCUCACACAGGGCAAUAACACAUGUUUCUAUGGGAAGUGUUACUACUGCCGGGAGACGGAGCCCGCCUGCGCAGACGGAGAGGUGAUGGAGGGCUCCGUGACACUUUGGCUGCCCGACGUCUGGCCUCUGCAGAAACACAGACACCCAUGGGGGCGCACGUACAGAGAGGGGAAACUGGCCAGAUGGGAGUACGAUGAAAGUUACUGUGACGCCGUCAAGAAAAUGCCGCCGUACGACGCGGGGCCCAGGCUGCUGGACGUCAUCGACACGGCUGUCUUUGAUUAUCUCAUCGGGAACGCCGACCGUCAUCACUACGAGAGCUUCCAGGACGAUGGAGGAGCCAGCAUGCUGAUCCUGCUGGACAAUGCAAAGAGUUUUGGCAAUGCGGCUCUGGAUGAACGGAGCAUCCUGGCACCGCUCUACCAGUGCUGCAUGAUCCGCGUUUCCACGUGGAACAGGCUGAACUUUCUGAAAGGUGGUACUCUGAGUUCAGCGAUGCGCCGGGCUCUGGCUUUCGAUCCCAUCCACCCGGUUCUGGCCGAACCGCACCUCGCAGCCCUGGAUAGGCGUCUGUCUGGAGUCAUAGCGACUGUGAAGCAGUGUGUGGAGGCGCAGGGACCGGACAACACUUUGAUAGAGGACCGAAUGAACCUCCCACACCCUUAGAGAGGGGAGGAGGAGGCAAGACGGGGGUCCUGAGGGGAGGAAGAAUCAACACGUAGGACCAAAGACGGCCUCAUCUCUUUAUUUUUUUUCUUCUGGCAAAAUGAGGGAUCUUCUCAAACGUGACUACUUUGCAAAAACUCAGGACCUUAAGCAGUCAAGACUGUAUCUACUGUAAGGACUGUCCGUUUCAUACUACUACUGGAUUUGGUGCCAACUUCUUCCCAGAAGGUUUUUUUUUCUUUCUUCUAGGAGACAAAGGAGGAGAGAGUCCAAAAACUGCCUGAAUGAAUGAAUCAAGACUGAACCCUGAGCAGAGAAAAGACUCCUCAUGUCCCAUUAGUGUACAUAUUUACCUGCUGCGGAACAGUGCCAUGGCAUCUCCCCAUUGCAGAAAAAAACUGUAAGGCGUGCAUGUUGGGCCAUAUUGUGCCGUUUAUGAGAAGCUAGUGACUUGAAUGGGAUAGAAAAGGGGGUGCUGCUGCUGUGUGGGUUCAUCUCCAGCAUUAAACUAAGGUCUGUUUUUAAAUUUGGUUUUCUCAGUCAUCCUUCCCCACUUGAAAGGGCCAGGCCCCUUUCAGAAAUGUGUCAGGCGGCGGGCGCCGGCCUCUCGCCAUGCAGCUUUCAGGCUGAGGGGCUUUCGUUUUGCUUUUCCUGUUAUUGUUUGGACGGCGGCGCGUUAGUCAUCGUUUCUGAUGUGUCAGAGUGUUUCUCAGACACAUCUCACCGCUCGUGGAUGCUAUCGAGUUUAUGAUGACCUGAAAGACUCACUUUCUGUAAACCACAUUGAUUUAUUUCCAAUUCAGAUUGAACUUUUAUUUAAGACGUAAUUUAUUAGAAAUUAAAAAAAUAAAAUAAAUACAGAAGACUCA
Messenger RNA from Oryzias latipes (Japanese medaka), 2548 nucleotides. It is a transcript of the gene fam20b, whose product is annotated as FAM20B glycosaminoglycan xylosylkinase. The record is from RefSeq and is a predicted model, not a curated record. Gene Ontology annotation, biological process: proteoglycan biosynthetic process. NCBI's taxonomy places the organism in Eukaryota, Metazoa, Chordata, Actinopteri, Beloniformes, Adrianichthyidae. Gene Ontology annotation, molecular function: phosphotransferase activity, alcohol group as acceptor. Gene Ontology annotation, cellular component: Golgi apparatus.